AUGAUACACUUGGGUGACGGCCGGACACACGCCAGCAGUACGACCUCAGCAACAGAUGAGGUGAUGUCAACACCACCGGCCUGUCAUAUGCAGAACAGGAAGAAAAGACGCGGUAUGAUUGAAAAACGCCGAAGAGAUCGCAUAAACAAUUCGUUGCUUGAGUUAAGACGUUUGGUUCCGGCGGCCUUUGAAAAACAGGGAUCAACUAAACUAGAAAAGGCAGAGAUCUUGCAGAUGACUGUCGACCACUUGAGGACACUUCACUCCAAAGGUUUCGACACUUUCUCAUUUGAUCCACAAAAGUUUGCAACUGAUUACCACAGCAUUGGUUUCCGUGAGUGUACUGCAGAGGUAUCCCGUUAUUUAGUGGCUGCCGAAGGACUUGAUCUUCAGGAUCCUCUCCGACUAAGACUAAUGAGUCAUUUGCAGUGCUAUUCGGCUCAAAGGGAACUGUCAUUAAAGUCCAGUGCUUCGACCAGUGGUUGGAAUCCCAGUGCUUUCACGACUCCUACUUAUCCAUCGUUACCAUCAGUUCAUAGUUCUGGUAUGUCAUCAUUGAGUUCAUUAUCAAGUGAAUCGAUGCCAUUGCACGGCACGACCGCCGUCUCGGGUCAGUACGCACCCAAUGGCACACACUUUCAUCAGCCAUUGACUGACCCAUCAAUGAGUGGACAACAGAUGAUGUCACACUCGUCGACAGUUCACAAAACAUGUGUAUCUCCACCUCCCAUAUCUUCAUCGAUGCCAAUCGGAUACCAUCCGACUACUAGUGCCUCAUCGAUGGCACCCAUGAACUCGUCAAACACUCACAAUCUACACAAUCCAUACUUUUCUAGUGCUUACAUGAGUGCCUCGACAUCAAACAAUAGUGGACUUAUGUCUCAACACAACCCAUCCAUCAGACACUACAGGCCCUGGGGUGCAGAACUGGCCUUUUAA
Oppia nitens is the source of this 939-nucleotide messenger RNA. RefSeq names its product hairy/enhancer-of-split related with YRPW motif protein-like (gene Hey). Bases 1 to 939 code for a protein of 312 amino acids. Gene Ontology annotation, cellular component: nucleus. The record is from RefSeq and is a predicted model, not a curated record. Lineage: Eukaryota; Metazoa; Arthropoda; Arachnida; Sarcoptiformes; Oppiidae. Gene Ontology annotation, biological process: regulation of transcription by RNA polymerase II; regulation of neurogenesis; anterior/posterior pattern specification. The transcript has 3 exons. Gene Ontology annotation, molecular function: protein dimerization activity; DNA-binding transcription factor activity, RNA polymerase II-specific; RNA polymerase II cis-regulatory region sequence-specific DNA binding.